GCAGAUUUCCGGAAAAAGAUCAAAAUGGCUGACGAUAAUGCGAAUACUAUCGAGAAUAUGGUGAAAUCCUUUAGAGUUUCGGAACUCCAAGUUCUAUUGGGAUAUGCAGGUCGAAACAAAAGUGGAAGGAAAAAUGAACUGUUAGCAAGAGCUUUACAAUUAGUUCAGAAAAAUUGCUCAGCCUCCAUUGAAAUGAGAGUUCAUGAUUUAUACAAAAAAUUUGAAUCGAACAGACGACGAUUUCCGAGUAAUGCAGCAAAAAACGGUACUUCCGGCUUGGUUGACAUGAAAACAAAUUUGACCGGUAGGUUGCCCUUUCUCAAAUUAUUAGCCUUACAACGUACAUGGAAAAUAAUUUAGCUUUUUAUUAAUUUUUGUUAUAAUUUUCUAUUCAUUUCUUUGCCUUUCGUUUGAGUAUAAGCGUUUACAUUUAUUUCCUUCAUUAUCUUAUUUUAUCACUCAUUCGCCAAUUUUCCCUUUCACCUUGAAUUGUGAUUGACCUAUUUUCACACGGAUAUUCUACUGAAGUUAUGGAUUUUGAGCUUUCAAAUAAUUCACUUCUCAAAUAAUUCUUGAAAGAUAGGAUAUUCUACUUCUGUAGAUAAGAACUGAUUUCCUUUUUAACCAUUGCUUUUAAAUUUAUCACAAUAUUGAUAUGACUACAAUUUCUGGUAUACUAUUUUUUAUUGUCUGUUUUAAUAUUGGUUAACUUGUACAAUCUUCUACUUGAAUAAUGGAAAUAAUAAUCAAUUCAACUUUGUUAUUGUAGGUUAUUCAAGUUUUCCACAUAGUUUGCUGGGUAAGCUGAAGUCUGUUGUUUUACUAGAAAUAGUUUAAAUAAAUAUAAUUUUGCACACCGAAAUUCUUGAAUGUCUCUUGCUUCUUAGAAAUUAGUAUUUGCCUCUUGUUUUUAAACCAGUCUUACUUUUCCUUACUUCUCUUUAAAAGGAGUUUAUAUUAUGUAUGUUUAAUUUUUAACUUUUAAUUAACAUAUCUACUCGUUUUACUUUAUUAAUGGUUUGAUUUUCCUUUUAAAAUAUGAAUAACACUAAUAUUUGAAAGUUUCAGUUCUAUUUUUAAUGUGUUUUUCUUUCAGCUCCUCAUGUUAUGGAUUUCUUAGGGGAAACUCCAUCAUCAACAUCUACACAGAGCCAUCCAAUUCCAUGUGAUGUUACACUAAAGCCAUUACCUUUUUACGACCAUCUGGAAAAUAUAUUACCUCCGGUCAGUUUAACGCCACGAGGUACGUCUAGAAAUCAGGAGGCUGCCUUUACUUUCCAUCUCACACCACACCAAACUCAACUGAUAACACAAUGCCGGGACCCAAGCUUGAGUGGUGGCAUAGAAUAUCCGGUACAAGUACAACUCAGAUUUUGCCUACUUGAAAGAACCAGUGAACAAAAAGAUGACUUUCCAUCUAGUUGUUCAGUCCGUAUUAAUCAUCGAACAGUAACUUUACCAAAUCCCAUACCAACAAACAAGCCUGACGUAGAGCCAAAACGUCCUAGUAGGCCUGUAAAUAUAACACAUUAUUGUAAAUUAUCUUCCAGUUCUACACACUCAAUGGUUGUUGGUUGGACAACAACAUUUCAAAAAAAUUUUUGUGUAUCAAUUUAUCUCGUUAGACAACAAACAUCAGAUGUAUUGAUGCAAAAACUUAAGCAAAAAGGGCAUCGGCAUCCCGAUCAUACAAAAGCCUUAAUUAAAGAAAAGUUAACAACAGAUCGUGAUAGUGAAAUUGCAAUUUCCAGUUUAUGGGUUAGCCUACAAUGCCCACUCGGUAAAAUGAGAAUCAACAUCCCAUGUCGAUGCCUAACCUGCCAACAUUUACAAUGCUUCGAUGCCUCUUCGUUUAUAAGAAUGAAUGAAAGAAAGCCAACUUGGCAAUGUCCCGUAUGUUUUAAGCCAGCUGAUUACAGAGAUUUAAUUAUUGAUGGAUAUUUUGUUGAAAUAUUAAAUGAAUGUCCCCUUGAAAAUGAGGAGAUACAGUUUUUUGAAGAUGGCACUUGGCAGCCAAUGAAGCCAAAGAAGAGUCUUAAACGCUCUGACUCGUGUAGUAGUUUUGAAGAAAACAAUAAAGUAUCGCCUGCUAAAAUAUGCACUGUUAUUGAUGAUGGUGAUAGUUCUGAUGUAACGAGAGAAAGAGAGAAAGAAACAUGUAAUAAUUCAAAGAAAUUUAUUGAUUGCAUUGACUUAACAGAAACUGAUGAUGAAAUUCAAACAUUUGAGCCGGAAACAGUGACUUGCUUCAGUACGGACAGCCGAAGUGGAGGAUCUCCCGUCCGAUAUACUUCCUCGUCAGAAGAUGAUGAUGAAACAGAUUCAUUGGAGGGUAUAAUAUCUGCUGCUCAACAGUUAGAAAAGGACAGUUCGGAAUUAAAUUCUGAGAAUUCAGCUACAGCAAUUCCUAAUCCUUUGGAUAUGACCACAACUCCGAACCGCCCUUCUCGACCUUCUUGUUCACAGCGAGAUUCCCCGCUUGAAUUCCUCUACCCUCCCAUUACACCUCCGUCUUCCAGUUACCAACAGCAACAGCCUGUAUUUCCUGGAGUUUCUUCCUCCUCUUCAGCUGUAUAUAGAGGGAGAAAUACCUCUACCUCCUUAGCUCCUCCACCCGCCCAUUCUAACACAUCAUCAAAUAGAUACAACCCUUAUCCAUCAGUCCACUCCACAUCAUUUGACUCUGCUUAUUAUUUGCCUCAUUCCGUUACGGAUUACUCUAGAUUAUUUAAUUUGGAUUAUAAUACCAACAUGCAACCAGCAAUGAACAGCUUCAGUUUCAGUCAGGAUUUGGUGGGGCGAUUCUUUAGUUCCAAUUCGGAUAAUGAAUAUUAACUGAUUUUCUUUCUUAUUAACUGACUCUCGAUUUUACCACUAUGCUAUAUUAAUCUUGUUGUUAUGGUUAAUUCAGAGACCGUUGUAUUGUAUAUAAUAAUUUUUUUAAUACAAUCUUCGUGUUGCAGGAUCUGGUGUGUGGAGUGUUCAGAAUGAUGUUCUUGUAUUGGAAGAGACUUAAUAGCAUUUCUAUUAAAAUUUAAGUACAGAAUUUAGAAAUGUCAACCGGUAGAGAAUUACGCAUGCAGCAGUCAAAAGAUUUUUUAGUAAUAUGAUUUUAUAUGGAAAAAGUUAUUGUUUUUAAUAAGAUAUUUUAAUUUUUUAUAUUCUACACGAUAUAUUGAUAAACGUGUAUAAACUAAUCGAAAUUUCGUUGAGAGGCACUGCUAAAAGAGACUAUUAAAAUUUAAGACUAACCUCUUAAGCAUUAAAUUAAGCUACAUAGUGUAUUACUAAUUAAGUAAUACAAAAUAAUAAACAGUAUAAUGGGAGUAUUUAAAACAAUAACCAUAAUUUUUAUUAUGUUUAGCCAUUUUAACUUUUUUUUACAAAAUAAACUACUAAUACAGUAUAUUUAACAUUUAGAAAGUUUUAAAUAUUCACUUUUAGCCGCUCUUUUUCAUACGGAAUAGUCAGGUUCCACGUCCUGUACAAACUCUAUUUUUUGCUCAAAUUUUCGCCCCCUUUUUAGAAUCGAAAAUGUUGAAACUUGGUUAUGCGCACAAAAUCGAAAAUCUUCAUACGGUCGCCAUUUUCCAGAAGUAUAUUUUCAGUACUGUAAAUUGUGCUCGUAAUCUGAAUAAUUCUUUAAAUACAAAUUAAUGGCUCUUAAAAGAAUAAAUAAAGUUAGUAGAUGAUAUAUUGUAUCAAAUUAUUUUCUCAUCGUUUGUCAUAGAGUAUUUCGAUAAGAUGUUCAAUAAGAGUCAUGGCGUUCGUUGGUAACGACGUGAUUCAAUAUUAUUCGCGUUUUUUUAAAUAUUUAUAAUGAUAAACUGUUUUAAAAAGGAAUUACAAGAUUUAGGACGCGAUCCGCCAGCGCAAUGUUCAGCAGGUCCAGUCGGAGAUGACCUAUUUCACUGGCAGGCAACAAUU
Dimorphilus gyrociliatus is the source of this 3927-nucleotide messenger RNA. The record is from the annotation of a GenBank genome assembly. NCBI's taxonomy places the organism in Eukaryota, Metazoa, Annelida, Polychaeta, Dinophilidae.